UGUGAGCAGAGGAGAGGCUUUGCCUGCAAAUUGCACACACACAUACACGGGAGGACAAGAAAACGGCUAAUUUCACGUGCACGCCGUCCGUCGCUUAACGAGAGCGGGCGCCCGCGUGGAUUGAGAGUCGAGAAGACGUACGAGCGAAGGCUUGGGGAUACGAGGAGCAGUGAUGAUCGGACUAUGUGGGCUCUCGCCGUUUGAAUCCUGUCCUCUGACCACUUAGCCACUUUGCCGUGGUGCUGUUGCAGGCCGCCAGCCUCGCAGCGGCAGCGGUGAUCGAGACAGAAUGAGCUCCAAGCACACCUCCGAUUGGAUUCCCUACAGCACUUUAGACGACGAGGGCACCAACCUCCGACAGCAGAAGCUUGAUCGGCAGCGAGUGCUGCUCGAGCAAAAGCAGAAGAAGAAGCGUCAAGAACCUCUGAUGGUCCAGUCCAACGUGGACGGGCGAUCUCGCGCCCGGCGCACCAAACAGAGCGAGGAGCAGGCUCCGUUGGUGGAAUCCUACCUCAGCAGUAACAGCAGCACUAUCUACCACGUGGAAGAAGCCAAGCAGGAGGAGGUGAAGGUGAAAACAGACCCGCCGCCGCCGCCGCGCUCAGCAAAAAAGGGGAGAGCGUCGGCCAGCUCCACUCCUCAGGCGGGCAGUGACAAAAAGGAGAGGAAAGGGAAGCACAAAGCAGGGAUGGACAGCCCGGCCUGCCAGUUAGAGGACGGCCAGAUCCAAAUCUUAACAGUGGGUCACCCCUCGUCGGAGGACGGCGAGGCCGAGCCGGUCACGAGCUGCACUCCGUCGCAGAGCAAGCAGGACCUUCGGGUGACCAUGCUCAAAAAAGGCAUAUCCAGCAGUAUGAACUUCGAUGAAGAAGAAGAUGACGACGAUGAAAUUAGUUCCACUUCCUCACAGCUCAACAAUAACACAAGACCGGGCUCCGCCACCAGCAAGAAGUCAUGCAAGGAGGUUGCAUCAGCGCCAACUCCACCUGUCACUGAACCUGCCAUUGAUGUGGACGACCUUGAAGAGUUUUCCUUGCGACCUGCACCGCAGGGAGUCAGAGUGAAGUGCAGAAUCACCCGGGAUAAGAAAGGCAUGGACAGAGGCAUGUACCCCACCUACUAUCUGCACUUGGAGCGAGAAGAUGGCAAGAAGGUGUUCCUGUUAGCAGGCAGGAAGAGAAAAAAGAGUAAAACUUCCAAUUACCUCAUCUCCAUUGAUCCCACUGAUCUGUCCCGAGGUGGAGAAAGCUUCAUCGGUAAACUGAGGUCAAACCUCAUGGGGACCAAGUUCACUGUAUAUGACAGUGGUCUGAACCCCAUCAAGACCACCAGCAGCCUUGAAGCCUGCAAUAUGCGCCAAGAGCUUGCAGCCAUUUGCUAUGAAACUAAUGUCUUGGGAUUUAAGGGACCUCGUAAAAUGAGUGUCAUCAUACCUGGAAUGAACAUGGACCAUGAGAGAGUGUCGAUUCGCCCACGAAAUGACCAUGAGUCAUUGCUGGCAAGGUGGCAGAACAAGAACACAGAAAGUGUGAUUGAACUGCAUAACAAAACUCCAGUGUGGAAUGAUGAUACACAAUCGUAUGUGCUCAACUUCCACGGCAGAGUCACUCAGGCUUCUGUCAAGAAUUUCCAAAUCAUUCACGACAAUGACCCUGACUACAUUGUGAUGCAGUUUGGUCGCGUGGCAGAGGAUGUCUUCACCAUGGACUAUAACUACCCAAUGUGUGGCCUUCAAGCCUUCGCCAUCGCCCUCUCCAGCUUUGACAGCAAGUUAGCCUGUGAAUAGACUGCAGCCUGAGGUUUAAUGGCCAACUGGUCCAAGAGUGGGCUCAUCAAGGGCUGUUCAUGUAAAACUCGGGCUGGUCUGACAACUCCAAAAAAACACGGAAAUCCUGCGUAUCCCAAGAUGCUCUGUGGGUCUCAAGUUCUGCGUGGAUGCGUGUGUGUCUGGGGCAGGAGAGAUGCUCGAUAUAGGGCCUCAAGCACAAAGAGUAAUCCUCUUUUAAAAAAAUCUAAUCAAUUUGUUUUGUAAACAUUUUAGAGUGGGUGGACAUUCUAAAGAACCACUGUUACUUUAAAUACUAGCUAGAGAGGUUUAACAUUCUUUAUCUGUGACUAAUAAUUGCAUAUGUGUACAUUUUUGAAGUUGGCUGAAUUUUAUGUCCAGUUUCUGUCAUGAAAAUAACCCAAGGUUAAAAAAAAAUCAAGCAUGAAUAGUCAUACGUUCCUAAAGUCAAAAUAACAUGCAUGUCACCGACUAUUUAUUUUGUUAUUUAUGUAUUUAUUACAUUCUUCUUUGGACAGUAUUGGCUCUGCGGAGCUGCAAGCACAUCACAGACAAAUUAUCCACAGAAAACGAUCGGACGUGAGCAGGGCAAAGGCGUGCUCCGCUGUGCCGUGUGCCGUACAAUAUCGUGUCACUGGGUCACAUGUGUGAAUGUAUAGAACAAUGGUGCACUUUAAUUUCAAGGCAGUAGUGGAUGAGAUAUAGCCGUACGUAUGUCGUUUCUUGUGCCUUUGAACACUGACUACAGUGUUGCGCUUUGGCUGUCAAGUGAGCUCUUGGCUGUUCUUGCUAUAUGCUUUCCACGCACUGGGGUCAUUUGAGGUCACUUAAACAGUAGACAGGCGCAGAGCUGGUUUUAACGACUCAAACAACAAAAUGAAUAAGAAGCCCAAAUAAAAGAUUUUCUUUUCUUUAGGACACAUUAUAUUUCACUCUGAUGUAACAUUGUGCUUAGUAGAACCUCUGAUGUCUCUUGGAGAGGGCAUGGAUUUGUCACAGCCUCAACACUUGCAUAUAUUUGCAUCUUUGAAAUAUUUUUAUACUCCCCUGAUGUGACAGUUGGCCAUGUCCCUCAUCUAAAAGGUAGCCUGUUUCGAGAGUGAAAUUGCGCACAGAUGCUCCUUUCUGGAUGACACAUCCUUUCUCAACAUUUUGUACCAUCCGAAUCCAAAAUAAUAAUCAGCAAAAUGAAGGCAAAGAACAAUCUCUGGUGUCACAAUUGUGACUGUGGAUCAUGAGGAAAUGUUUAUCAGAUGUGCUAUUCUUGUACUUUGUGUUCUAAAUAUUUUGGACUUCUAUUUUGAAACUGUUGAUACUUGCUGUGAAGUCUGCUUUUCAGUAGAUUAUGUUCAGGAUCCCCUGCUUCUCUCAAUUUCUGUUUUUAGUGCUCGUGAUGACGUACAGUGAAUGUCGUGUAAGACUUACAUGAUGGGAUAGACACUCUUUGAACGUGACAAAAAAUGUGAACAAAUAA
Molecule: messenger RNA, 3260 nt
Organism: Phycodurus eques (leafy seadragon)
Lineage: Eukaryota; Metazoa; Chordata; Actinopteri; Syngnathiformes; Syngnathidae
Gene: tub
Product: TUB bipartite transcription factor
Exons: 12
Coding region: 290-1786 (498 amino acids)
Biological process (GO): protein localization to cilium
Cellular component (GO): cilium
Source: RefSeq, a predicted model, not a curated record